UGUAUUCUGUAUGCCAUAAUAUCAGAUUGUCUAGUUAUAAAUUUAUAAUUCAUUAGAAUAUUUAAUUCACUAUCCUAAUUAUUUUUUUAUAUUUAUUCUAUAUUGUUAUAAUUAUUGGGCCCAUGAUUAUAAUAUAAAAUUAUUAUCAUUGUUGAGUGAUAAGUGCGAUAAAUGUUCGUUUUCCAAUUUCCAGCAAUUGUCGGUGGAAAUGUGGAAUUGAGAAAUGUGAACAGUGAAUACAGAAACAAUGAAUUUAGUAAAUUCAAAAUUGUGAUCAAAUAAUUUCAAUAGUGUAACGCGGAUAUCGGAAGCAGCUCCACUUUGAUCACCACAUGGCUAAAACCGAUCAUCGACUGAGGCAGUGAGGCGCCAUUCUUUGGAUCGUUAAUCUGGAUUGCGGUUUAUUGAUUUAUUAUCUUCGAAGUUUUAUCGGAUAUAGAAUGUCGUAUCGGCCGCCCAAUAUUCCAAUAAUUCGAUUUUUAAUGAAUGUUACAAUACAAUAGUUUGGAUAUUGGUAUCACGAAUUCAUGACUUCACAACACUUGAUAAAAAAUAAAGAUUCAGUCCAUUUUAUCAAUCCUAGUCCGUGGUAACUACUAAUUUACAGUAAAUAAAAUAUCUUUAACAUGAGCUGAGCUUUCCCACUUUGUAACUAUUUGCUGUCCGUUAGGUACUUACAUAAAUAUAUUAUCUUUGUGUGUAUUGUAUUGUGUUUACCAUUGAUGUGUGUUGACUUAUAUUUGCUACUGACUAACUGCAGUUAACGUCGUGGACAGAAUGAUACGAUUGUUGUACAAGAUGUCAAUCACACCCCCUAGUGAGGGAUGCUGAUAUGCUAUGACGUCGAGUGAGAUUCUCUGAAAAAAAAUUCCAUCAUCACAAUGACAUCAUUGGAAUAUAGAUUCAAACAUUUGGUGUUCGACAUAUACCCUAAGAACCCACCAGAAUGGCACCGUCCUCUUUGUGUAAUUGAUCAGGGGAUUGCAUGUAAUGAUGACUACUUGUUUAAAUACAAUCGCUAUCGAAAGCAUAAGUCUGAGGUACUUGCUGUUGAGGCUCUGAAAAAAUAUAAUUUUAUUGCUGAUCGUUGGGAAACAAUAAAAUGCAUGAAUUUGCCAACAUAUUUUAAUUUAACUAGGAUUUUGAUGUCUGGUAAUUUAAUUAUUGUUCAUGGUGGAAAAAACUUUGAGUACAUUAAUGAAUACACUUUUCGACUUUUCAUCGGAAACUUAUCAAAAAAAAAUCAUUUCAACUGUGUACAAUUCGAAGAAAUUUAUUCUGCAGACGGAAUUCCCAUUAUUACUGAGUAUGGUCAACCAGUUCAUAUAGAAGGAAAAUUUGUAUACUUUCUCAAUGGGACAUCAGAAUACCAAAAUGAAAUGGAUGUUUAUAGGCUUGAUUUGUGUACUAAAAAAUGGCAGUUAUUAUGUCAAGCUUGUGGUCAACACCCAAGAACUGAUGAGAGUCUUAGACGUGAAGUGGCCUAUUAUGACGACCAUUUAUACACGUUUGGUGGUGUGCAUGUGAUGAUUCAACAUAAAAAUAUGUUUCUAGACACAUUUGAAAAAAUACAAGUGUUUGACAUAUCAACUAAUAAAUGGCAAUAUUUUAAAACUUUGCCUGAUAUCAAGAAUUUAUCAUCACCUUAUCCUGCAAAUCGCUGUUAUUAUGGAUGGGCACAAUGUGUGACCCAACCAGAAUAUGUAUAUAUGAGUGGUGGAUCUGAUAAUCUUAACUUUUUCUCAGAUAUUUGGCGAUUAAAUCUUAAUACUCUUCAGUGGUGUAACCUUAUGCCAUGUAAGCUGCCUAAAUCAAUGUUUCUACAUUCGUCUACUGUUGUACCGUCAGGUCGCAUCUACUUCCAUAAUGGAAUAGUUAGUACUGAUUCAAUUAAUGUACAUCAGAAAGAUGACAUAUUAUGUGCUUGGGUUAAAAUCCCAAAGUUAAUUGACAUAUGUUGGGAUGCCAUGUUAUACUAUUUCAAAAACCAAUUGUUUAAGUUGUCUAUAGAAGACUUAGAGAAUUUGGGGUUACCAUCAGAGUAUUAUGAGAGAAUAAUUAAAGCCAAAACUUUAGUAUAAAUACUAUGUAUAUUUUAUAUGUUUUAUUCAUUUUCAUCCUAUUUUAAUUGUAAAUAUCUAAUUUA
Myzus persicae (green peach aphid) is the source of this 2146-nucleotide messenger RNA. Its product is annotated as kelch domain-containing protein 10-like. Gene Ontology annotation, biological process: positive regulation of stress-activated MAPK cascade. Bases 882 to 2081 code for a protein of 399 amino acids. The transcript has 5 exons. Gene Ontology annotation, molecular function: protein binding. NCBI's taxonomy places the organism in Eukaryota, Metazoa, Arthropoda, Insecta, Hemiptera, Aphididae. The record is from RefSeq and is a predicted model, not a curated record.